AUGACCAGCAGCUUCCUAAAGAGCACGAGACCUGCUAAUCGUGGCAUUGCGGGUACGAAGUUGUCACCUCAUACUGCAGAGACAGUGCUGUCGUGUGGCGUUUCUGCUUUAGAUUAUAUUCUUGGUGGCGGCUUGCCUCUUGGGGGCAUUCUGCUGGUGGAGGAGGACGCUUUCGGUACGUACUGCGGGCAGUUGCUCAAGUACUACGUCGCAGAAGGAAUUGAGCAGCAGCACCACAUUUAUUUUGCUAGCGGAGACGUUGAACCGACAAAGUUUCUUCGCGAACUGCCGAAAGCAUUGCAGGUGGAUGUUGACAGUGCGGCGCAGCAUGCGCCAGCGUCUAUCACGAGUGAUGGCGACCUGAAGAUAGCUUUCCGCUACGAACGCAUGGCAAAGCAAGACUCCCUUCUGGACUACGAAGAACUGAACCACGUUUUCGACUUUUCUGCUCGAAUCGAAGGCUCGAAGCUCGCCGGUGCUUGUGCAGUCACGUUCGACCCUUGCGAAAAAUGGGGAAAAGCUGCUAAUUGGCCCGCUGGUGCUGCUGUAGAGCCGAAUUACGCGUCUGUGCUCGCCGGUGUGAGCAGACUUGUUGACAAAGCAAAAGUAGAGGAGAACCCGUCGCAUUUUGCAGUUAGGAUCGCCCUGCAGGGGCUUUGUUCUCCGACAUGGGGUUCAGUAGAGGGUUUUACUUCCUUCCUUCACACGUUAAAAGCUGUAAUUAGAGGGGAGCCAGUAAGUGUGUUUGUUACAGUACCGGCAGUUAUUACAAGGGCGCAUCCAAGCGUUCUCCGGCGUUGCCGCCGUUUGGCAGACAUCGUACUGAAGAUCCAGGCGUUUGAAGACCACGAGCGAGGUGCCAACCCGUUGUACAAAAAUUACCAUGGACUCCUGCAAAUCGUCAAGCUGUGUCGGCUGUCGUCACUAGGCAUUCGCAUGCCAGAAUGUGACUUUCUGUUUCAUCAGAGAAGUAAGAAGUUUCUGAUUGAAAGACUGCAUUUGCCUCCAGAACUCGGCACUGACGAGAAAUCAGAAUCCAAAUUACCGAGCUUGGCAUGUGCCAGCAAUCAAAAGUUUAGUUUCUGAAUAUCGAGAGCAGCGAUUCAGUGGCUGAGUAGGCAUUAAGGUUCCACAAGUUUACUUAGUUUGAAACUAAGCAAAGCAAUAUAUUUUUUUUGGGCCAUCAGAUAGCAUUCUUCAGUGCAUUGUAUUUCAUGUUAAAAAGUAUGUUAAAUUGUGAUCUUGAGGUUGUCAAUAAUGUUUUGUGUGUGGUAAAAUUUUCAACCUGCUGUUUUUAGAAAUAACCGAGAACCAACUGCUAUUUGCUGGGAAUUGAACAGUAUUAUAGCCGAACUGGUCACUUGUUUUCGCUGACCUACCUGCAGAAUUUAAGUGCUAAAAUGUAUGCUCUGCUUCAUAUGCUGUGGUGGCUGUUAUGCAAUCCUCAAAUUGCGAAAAUUAUCUACUAAUUCCAGUGCCCAUGACUCAUAAUUAAUUACAGGUUCUACUUUUCCUUGGUUGCAUUGCCGAAAAAGUUAGUUGUGCAUCUGAAUCACUUUUGCUUGUUUUCUGAAUAUGGAUUUAUGAAUUGCAUGUAACGGUGAAUAUGGUGAAAUUUUUUUUCUUACUGUAGAGCUUUGCAUUAACAUCGAUUUUCAUGUUUACGCACCAAUUUUUUAUGCUGAAUGCUAGGUUAUGAGCUUAUGAAUUUGUGGCAUUGUAUUGGAAUGUAAGAGGUGCAUGUAAUAUUUAUUGUAGAAAUUUUAAAGAAAAUGGUAGGACACCAUGCAAGCUAGGAAAACUCAAUUUUAUGUUCUGUUUUCUUAAAACAACUAGCCUUUCAUAAUCUUCUUUCCACUUAUCUGUCAACAAAUACACUUCAGGUAUAGAGAAAGUUGUUAAGAAUUUAUAAAAAAGGCUGAAGCACUUUUGUACAUUUAGCUUUUGCUUUGUUGGAGCAUUUGUUGGUUGCAUGUCUUUUGUUCCUUGUGAAUUGCUGUAAUAGCUUUAAUUUCAAAUUUCUGGUGAAGAAGUUCUAAUGUGAAACUGCAGAUUAUGCCAUGAAGUGAGAGGCUAAACAUUAUUUUAGCUUUGCCUCUUUUCACCACUACUGUCGAGCCGUGCCUCUGACAUGUGCAAUUAGAAGUGGCUUUAAAGCAGUGUGAAAUUUCGAACUUUGGUGUACGGUGUGAUACCCUCAUGGCCAGUGUUGCAGCCAAAGAAUGAAAGCUAUUAACAUGCACUAGUCAUGCAAUAGCAUUUUAAGUACUGUUUCAUGUGAGGUAAUUGGUUUAUGAUUACUGUAGCGUUCUGCCUAAAUUUACAAAUACAACAUGAAGGAGGCAGCACGUGACGUGACUCGUGCUAGUGGCAGCCAUAUGUUGUUGCCUCCUUUACGUUUAUAAGGCUGAAUUCUAAAGUAAGAAUUUUGAUAAACUACACUUGUGUAGUGGUGUGUGUGGUUGGUAGGUACAUUGAUACAGGAACUAUGAUGAGCCUACUGUUAUGGUAUUGUGUGAACUUCAGUGCAGAUUGGGCAUUUACGAUUAGUUGAUUACCAUUGCACCAAUUCUGAUCCAUGGAACUGUCCAGCCUGUAGCUAAGUACAGGACAUUGGACAGAUAUUGCAUUUGCCCACAAUUGUUGCUCCCCUCUUUGUGCAGUAUGUGCACAUGGACUUUGUUAAGCUGUUAUGGACAUUGCAUGCUCAGCUGUUUAAUUGCCCAUUUUUUGUUUCAUCUGUGGUUUAUUGUAAGCAGGAAAUGUCGAACACUUCCAUUGCUCACGCUUUUGUACAGGCACACAACUAUCCAGCACUGGGCUAUGAGCUCGAUUGGUAUCUUUCUGUAUCAAAGUGUAUUAGCGCCGUAUUCAUACUGUUACAUUUCUGUUCACUAGGUAAACUAUAAUGUGCAUUAAUAUGUUCUAUAAACAGUUGCUUGAUUUUGUAUUGUGCUUGACUGAAUAAACUCUUUUAUGCUGUG
This is a messenger RNA of Dermacentor albipictus, 2984 nucleotides long. RefSeq names its product Elongator complex protein 4 (gene Elp4). The record is from RefSeq and is a predicted model, not a curated record. Gene Ontology annotation, cellular component: elongator holoenzyme complex; cytoplasm; transcription elongation factor complex. NCBI's taxonomy places the organism in Eukaryota, Metazoa, Arthropoda, Arachnida, Ixodida, Ixodidae. Gene Ontology annotation, biological process: tRNA wobble uridine modification.